Caenorhabditis angaria is the source of this 720-nucleotide messenger RNA. The record is from the annotation of a GenBank genome assembly. NCBI's taxonomy places the organism in Eukaryota, Metazoa, Nematoda, Chromadorea, Rhabditida, Rhabditidae.
AUGAUCUUGUUCGUCAGCAUUAUUUUAAUGAUUCUAGCAAAUGGUCGAGAUUUCUGUAUUCCAACACAAGACAUUGAGCCGCGUAAGUUUUUUUUCUAGAGGCUGUUAGCCUUGUAGAGCGAUGGGAUGAAUUUGAAAUUUUUAGCCACCACACCAGAACCCACCUCGACCACGACAACUACGACAACCACAACCACAACUACCACAACUACUACAACAACUACCCCAGUUCUCUCGUGCAUCACAACUGAUUGGACAUUGAUCGACCGAGGCACCUACUCUUGGUGUAUCCGAGUAUACUGGGGCUAUACCACCUAUCUCGACGUCGAUUCAGUUUGUCCAACUCUCCACACAGACGCAGUGCGAAGUGGUUUUCAAACAGCCAGCGAAAUCGGAGUGGCAAGUGCAGCCGCGUUAGCAGAGCGCAAUUAUGUGCAACGUAUUUUCCUGGGCGCCCAGCGUGUAUCCUCAUGUGACUACCAACCGUUGAACGCAGUUUGCUCCGGAACCACUGCGUUUGUAUGGAAUGAUGGUGUAACAACUGGGACUGAUGGGUUCGUAUGAGCUGGAGGUCAGCCGGAUAAUUUGUUAUACAAUUCGGGAACUGGAUUCUCGCAAAGAUGGGCGGUGAUGAAUACAGUUACUGCAUUGAUGGAUGAUAUUGGUAACGAUGAUCCAGUACACGGUGUUUUAUGUGGAAUGAAAGCCGAGUAUUAUUGA